AACAAAAAAAGAAAUCUGUUAAAAGCCGAACAUAGCUGUCUCCGUCUUCAUCGCGCCUGCUUCGUGAAUUUUACAGUCUCAUUCCAGUCCGAGAAUUUCAGCACCUUCAUCGCAGAUUUGUAGUGCAGCUUGUGGAUCGCACGGAAAAUCAUAGCGUAGGGGAUCAUUGAGAAGAUGGCUGUAGUUGCUUCUGCUCCGGGGAAGGUUUUGAUGACUGGAGGAUAUCUUAUCCUUGAGAGGCCAAAUCCAGGGAUUGUCCUGAGCACAAAUGCUCGAUUUUAUGCCAUUGUGAAGCCACUUUAUGAGGAAGCCAAACCUGAUAGUUGGGCAUGGGCAUGGACAGAUGUGAAAUUAACUUCUCCUCAGAUGUCAAGAGAAACCGUUUACAAAUUGUCCCUUAAAAACUUGACACUUCAGUCUGUCUCUUCAAGUGAUUCAAGAAAUCCUUUCGUGGAAUAUGCAGUGGAGUAUGCUGUAGCAGCAGCACAUGCAACCUUUGACAAUGAUAAGAAGGAUGCAUUACAUAAGCUACUUUUGCAAGGUCUUGAUAUUACAAUCUUGGGUUGCAAUGAAUUCUAUUCAUAUCGGAACCAGAUUGAAGCACGUGGACUUCCUCUUACACCUGAAUCUUUGGCUUCCCUUCCACCUUUCAGUUCAAUCACCUUUAAUGCAGAAGAAUCAGGUGGGGAAAAUCGCAAACCUGAAGUUGCAAAGACUGGAUUGGGAUCAUCGGCAGCUAUGACAACUGCAGUUGUUGCUGCUUUGCUUCAUUACCUUGGUGUUGUUAAGCUUUCCUCAACUGAUAAUCAUAUUCAAGAAGAGAAAGAUACUGCUGUUCUUGAUGUUGUUCACAUUAUUGCUCAAACGGCCCACUGUAUAGCACAGGGUAAAGUUGGUAGUGGAUUUGAUGUGAGUUCUGCAGUAUAUGGAAGCCAACGCUAUGUACGGUUUUCACCUGAAGUGCUUUCUCCUGCUCAGAAUGCAGGUAUGGCAACACCAUUGACAGAAGUCAUCAGCGAGGUCCUAAAAGCAAAGUGGGAUCAUGAGAGGACCAAAUUCUCGUUGCCUCCCUUGAUGACUCUUUUACUAGGAGAGCCAGGAACUGGAGGAUCUUCCACACCCUCAAUGGUAGGAGCUGUAAAGAAAUGGCAAAAGGCAGACCCUCAAAAUUCUCUACAAACAUGGAGGAAUUUAUUAGAAGGAAACUCUUCACUCGAAAUGCACCUGUACGCCUUAUGUAAGUUAGCAGAAAGUAAUUAUACUGCUUACGAGUGUGUUAUCAACAGCUGCUCCGCACUUCCAUCUGGAAAGUGGAUGGAGGCAGCAAAUGAGCCGCAUCAAAGAGAAGUCAUUAAGGAAUUAUUAGGAGCUCGGGAUGCCAUACUUGGGAUCAGAUAUCACAUGCGGAAAAUGGGUGAGGCUGCUGGAAUCCCGAUAGAACCAGAAUCACAAACUCGGCUUCUGGAUGCUACGAUGAAUAUGGAGGGAGUUGUAUUGGCUGGUGUUCCAGGUGCAGGUGGGUUUGAUGCAGUCUUUGCUGUUACCUUAGGGUCUUCAAGCAACAAUGUCGUAAAAGCAUGGAGUUCACAUAACGUACUAGCCCUACUUGUAAGAGAAGAUCCCCGCGGUGUUGCCCUGGAGAACAAUGAUCCUAGAACCAGUGCAGUCACAUCGGGUGUUUCUUCCAUCAAGAUUGAAUAGUGAAGCCAAAACUAAACUAAACAGCAGGUUCCUCAUUCCAUCAAAUUAGCAAUUUUUAACACGGUUAUAGAAUAAUUAUUUGUCUUGAAUUCCAGAUUAUUUGCUGUUUGGUCACAUGUACUGUACACAAAGUAAGUUUACAGGGAGCAUUUAAAGGUGUGAUGUAGGGUGAAGAGAAGUAAACAAGAGCUUUUUGUAACACUCUCA
Molecule: messenger RNA, 1908 nt
Organism: Ipomoea nil (Japanese morning glory)
Lineage: Eukaryota; Viridiplantae; Streptophyta; Magnoliopsida; Solanales; Convolvulaceae
Product: phosphomevalonate kinase
Exons: 11
Coding region: 175-1701 (508 amino acids)
Biological process (GO): isopentenyl diphosphate biosynthetic process, mevalonate pathway
Cellular component (GO): peroxisome
Molecular function (GO): ATP binding; phosphomevalonate kinase activity
Source: RefSeq, a predicted model, not a curated record